CUGAGUGAACCGAACGGAUCGGUCGCGUCUCUGUUUCUGUCAAUCGCCUGUCAAAAGCCUAUGACAUAAAUAAGCGGGAAUUUAAUUAAGCGCUAGUCAACUUUGGAAUACCAAUUCAAAACUUAAACUUUUAUUGACAUUAAUGAACUUUUGGUGUUUGGUGUUUUUGUUUGUGUUGUAUUCGAGUACCAAUCUGGGGAUUAGCUUAAUAGGAUGUGCGUGUGUGAGUGGCGAACUAUAGCUAAAGUGCUUAAAGUGUGGGAUUAAAGUGAGUGCUAUAUGAGACGUUUAGAGUGUAUCAUAUAACAUUGGAAUGGAGCCCUUGCCAAGAGGGGGCCGCGUUUUUGUGGCCUUCUUCGCGACCGUGUUUUGGGGAAUUGGUGUUCGCGGCCUCCACAACCUAGAUAUAAACGUGCCAAAUGCAGUGCUCGUCGGUGAAACGGUGACGCUUGAAUGUACCUGGCAAUUAGAGGACGAAGAAGCUCUGUAUAGUGUGAAAUGGUAUCGGGGCAGAGAAGAAUUCUAUAGAUAUAUUCCCAAAGAGCUUCCACACACAAGAGUAUUUCCAUUACCGGGUAUCGAAGUUGAUAUAUCCCGGUCUGGAGCCCGGCGCGUGGUACUCCAAGAAGCGACGCCGGCAAUGGCCGGCCGUUUCCGGUGCGAGGUGUCCGCCGACGCGCCCACCUUUCACACGGAAAUACGUUCUGCACCACUGGAAGUUGUUGAAACCCCAGAAUGGGGCCCCAAACUGGUGUCGGAUCGGUCGUGGUACGGCGUGGGAUCAACGUUGCGUGCGACCUGUGCGUCGCCACCAGCUCAUCCACCCGCUAACCUGACCUUCGCACUAAAUGGGCGAGAGAUCGACAUGGAAUCUUUCGUCCACGAACUACCAGAAUGGUUCAAAUGGGACCCGCCGACAAAGGCAGACACAACAACAACCCAACUCCCCGACGAAGAUUUUAACAUAAACGACGAGAACGUACAAUAUUUAGAUGAAUCGUACAUAAACUUACAUAAAGAGGAAAUUCGAAGGCCUCCUAAGGAGACCAAGUUCGAAAGGUCAGGCCCGGAUAACAGAAUGCCGUCUGUUGGGGAAGUUUUGUUCGUAGUUCGACAUGCAGCAUUUGAAGGUGGCAGCCUUCGAUUGACGUGUAUAGCGAGUAUAUACAACCUGUAUGCGGCGAGGGCGGAACUCAUCUUCGAUAUGGAACAGCCAGAAGUUGCGUCUGUGUUGGGCGUCCGGAAUAAUGCUAUAGAGUCAUCGAUCUCUCGCGUUGUUCUCUUAUCGAUACUGAUUUUGCUUUACAACACUCGGUAGUUCGGUAAGGCUAUUUACUCUUCAUGUACAAUUAUACAUAUCUAACGUGGAGAAUUAGAAAUAGUACCAAAUGGCCAAAUUAUAUAAAUUUUUAUGAUUUUUAUUUGGAUUGAAUGUGAAAUUUUUUUGUUAUACAAAUCUAAUUUAGCUUAACAGUAUUGUCUAUGGAAUUGUCAAGGAAAUAAAAGUAAAGGAAAAAUAAACAGAAUGCCACCAAUCACAGGACUCCGUUUUUCCGUUUGACCAAUCACAAUCAAACGAAACGCGUCUGCUUUUGUUUUACACUCUCAUCCUUCAAUUUUGAGAUAAUCGAUAAAAUUUAUUGGCCUUUAGUAACUUUAAAAACACCAUCUUUAUAUAUUAAUGAUGAAAUAUUAUAUAGUGAUCUUUUGAUGGUUUUGCAAAAUGUAAUUUCAAAUAUAAUAUUCUCCUAUUUUAUUUCAAAAGAUUAGGAAUUGUGCGAGACUUGGGAUUAUUAAAUUGUUAUCUAAAAUCUUUAAGAAAUUAACGUUGUAAGUUGGACCGAGACGAUGUUCUGUUUAACACUUCGGAACUUUAAUUUAUUGUAAAUUUUGUUAAAAAAUAUUUUUCUGAAUUAUUUUCUAGAGAAUAUCUUGCUGAUUAAGGUUUCUCGAUUCUAAAUCCACAAUUUAGGCCUAGAUUAAGUAGAUCCAAUAUAUAAGUAUUAACUGACUAACCAUACAUUUUAUUGUAAAAUACCUUUUUAAAUAUCGGUUAGAAAUGUAAUAUUAAAGACUGACUUUUAGUAUUAAUUUUGAGGUUAUGUUUAGAUGUCGACUUAGAUAUUUCUUGUUUGUUGUAUUUCUUUAAUAUGUAGAAUAUGUGAAUGUACAUCGAUAUAUAUGAAUGUAAAUAAUCAAAUGCUAGAAUAUGCUUAAACCAAAAUAUUAUAUAGAAUUUAAAUUAUUUUUAUGGUUCGCGAAAUCAAUUCAUUAUUUUCUAUAGAGAUAUGCGUACUGCCAAUUUAUAAUUUGUAUGUAAAAUUAUGUUUAGAUUAUUCAAAUCAAAGUGCGGAUAGGCCUGUCUGGAAAUACCCACUAGUGACUAGAAAGACAACUGUCGUUUAAAAACCUUUCAAGAAACAAUAGCUGUGUUAUUCUUUAAUGCCAGGGUUUGCAUAGCGUUGCCGGCUUUUUAAGAAGUUUUACGCUUUCUUUUCUAAAACAUAUACGUCGAAUUGAUUCAGAAACAGUUUAGUGGGCAGCAAAGUGAUUGGUCAUCGACGAUCGAAGACAUCAAUAUAUACCUAAGUUUGUAACGACACGUAAGUAGUAGGUUUCUUAACGGUUUUCCUUACAAAAAUGUAUUUAAAUCCAUAAACCAUAUAUUUGAUAUUAUUCUUUGUUUUGGUUUCUGUAGGCAUAAAAAAGGUAUAUUACCCUGUCAUGGGUCAAUUACGUCUUGUCAUAGAAGUUUGUUUCUUGAAACGAAUUACGCCCGCGGAAAUCCACUUUGCUAAAUCUUUAUCCGCGGGCUUUGUUGGCCAUAAAAUUAUGUACUUAUGACAAUAUGAAAAGCAUGUUCCAUUUGUUGUGUUACAUCUAAAGAAAGAUAUUUUCAACUAUUUAAGAUUGUAAAUAUCUAUAAUUAAGGGAAAGAAAAUAAAAAUUUGU
Molecule: messenger RNA, 2952 nt
Organism: Pieris rapae (cabbage white)
Lineage: Eukaryota; Metazoa; Arthropoda; Insecta; Lepidoptera; Pieridae
Exons: 7
Coding region: 314-1318 (334 amino acids)
Source: RefSeq, a predicted model, not a curated record